Molecule: messenger RNA, 2512 nt
Organism: Aedes albopictus (Asian tiger mosquito)
Lineage: Eukaryota; Metazoa; Arthropoda; Insecta; Diptera; Culicidae
Exons: 2
Coding region: 732-2186 (484 amino acids)
Source: RefSeq, a predicted model, not a curated record
UAGAACAGUUUCGGUUGAGUUUGUUGGUCUCUCGCGAAUAUGCUGUAUAGCAUAAAAUACUUACAGAAUCCCCCUUGCGCGUAGAGAAGCUCUAUAUGUACAUGUGUUGAAGAGGUAUACGACGUCAGAUGCCAAGAACACUAUCCUCCAAGAGAGAAAUGAAUGUCAUGGACGGCAGUCUUGCUCUGCAGCGCAGGUAAAAAGAACCUUUUCCUCCGGCUUCUUUCCUCCCCCUAUUCGUUUCGAAAACGUAUUCUGGAUGAAGAGGGUUCUUAUGGCUCGCGUCUACAGAGUGCACAACUACUAAUGUAUGACCGUUCCGUGGUAGGUCGGAUACACUAUUCUACGCAGAGCACUGGACAUGCGAGCGAGAAUGAAAACGCAACAAGAAAGAACGCGGGGAAUAACAUAAACGGUGUGUUUCUCCGCAUCUUCAUCCCUUCUGUAUCUUCUGUAUCCCUGACCUGAUGCAGAGAACACAGAAUGGGAUAAGACCGUGAAAGAGUGGAGUGGCUAGUUGUAGAGGACCGAAAUACGCGCAUAGCACAUCGUUAUACUAAACCAUUUUGUGAAGAAGAAGAGUGGCAUCUAAGUUCUAGGCGAAAGUUCAAGCGAAAUGUGUAUCUCUGAGUGAAAUUCAGCGUAAUAUCUGGUUGUGAAACGAAUAGUGCAUUUAAUAGCGUGAUUUUAAUAGUACCCGGGCCCAUCGAUAGGGAUCAACAGCCGCCAGAAUGUUCGUAGCAAUCAAAUCCUCCUGUGUCAAUCCCAAAAACCUGUUCUGCUUUGUUUGCGGGAGCUACACUGCGUCGCAUCACAAACGCUCAAUCAUGACCAAACCAAUCAUGGAGGCGUACGAGGCCUACUUCGCCACCCGCACUCACAAGGAAGAUUACAUUCAUGGACCGUCCUCGGUGUGCAACGAUUGCAAUCAGGGUUUACUGCGAUGGAAAAACGGUUCAUAUGCAAGGCCUCCGUUGCCCUUCUCCGCGCCAAUGAUUUGGAAAGCACCUAGUAACCAUAUCGACGAUUGCUACUACUGCCUAACGCAGAUCAUGGGAGAUGGAAAGAAGAAGAUGGCAUGCUAUCCUAACAGCAUCCCAUCGGCCAUCCGACCCGUGCCAUGCGAACUAGAUCCAACCCCACUAGCAUCCCCCACUUCUCCACCGCUUGUUGUGAAGAAGACCUCCCAAUUGAUGGAUCCCCAGAAACCACUGCCCACCCAGAAUUGGUCCGUCAGCGUCAAAAAAGUCAAAAUGGACCAACAACAACAGCCCCAACAGCAAAUUCCCACAAUACCCCUGGUGCCACCGCUGCUCCCGAAAUUCACCGUAAACUUCCAGCCACCCUCGGUCAAACCGCACUCCUCGCAGCUCCAACAACAACGACAGCCGGCACCGGCACCAGCACCGGUGGUAAAGCAACAACGCGUACGAGUACGCACUGAAGCCAUGCUGAACCAACAGGUGCACAUUCCACCGUUAAACCUGCAGGUGGCACCGGUGCAAAUGCCAGUGCGGCAGAAUCGACCAAGUUUGCCAAACCGCCAGCACGUCAUGCACACCGCACCGUCGCCGGUUGUAACCAGCAAGCCGUCCGUGGAUAGACGAUCCUUCUGUGAACCACUCACUCCGAUUGUGCAAAUGACUCUCAAAGACGAACCGAUCACAAUCGAAAUUGACGAUGACGAACCCGAAGAACGGAGUAAAACCAUCAACGCAAUGCUUCCACCGCCUCCGGUACCACCAUCAGCGUUGGGCAGGACAAGUGGCGUUCCCAUCCGCCGGAAUGGAGGAUCCCCAUGCUCAAUCAAGCCCAAUGCGAUGGCCGCCAAACCGAAGGCGUUCUCAGUUUCCCUGAAUCACAAUGUGGUAUCGAGUACCAGUGUCAACCCCACCACCACCUUCGCCGCCGCCAUCCCAGCAGUUCCGACAGCUUCCAACGGCUUGGCUGGACCACAUCUGCUGACGGAUUCCGACCUGCUGACGCUGAUUAGUGAUCUCGAUCUGCCCAAGGAGCGGGCCGUGCUGCUGAUCGAUCGGUUGUGUGCGUGGAACCUGGUGGAUAGGCGAUCUAUGCUGCUAGUGGGUGGCAAGCGGCCCAUGCCCGCUUCCCCAGGGGUACCCAUUGGCGGGACCAAUGGUGCCAACAAGCGGUUCAAGUCACAACAGCAACAUCAACUGUGUUAGAUAGAAAUCCAUAUCAUCUCUUCAAACGAACUAAAAAAGGCUGAUGAAAACGUGCGAAAUUAAAUUCCUAAUCUGUUUUAUUUUGCACUAGACGCGUGUGUGAUUUGCGGGUAGGACACGGAAAAGACUACCCAUUCCGAACAGUAUUUUACUUAUACGAUAUUGAAGUGAGGAUCUUAGUAUGUACUUUAUUUUUUUUGAGAUAGGUGUAUACAUUGUAUUCCUACUUGCGAUAAUGUGCCAUGGGCCAGUGCGAAGGCGUGGGCGCAUUUCCACUCAAGAAUGCAAAUAAAUGUUACUGACAACAUUCCAUACUGUAUAGAUAA